UGUGAGCCUUUGUGUUUGUGUAAAUUCAGAGAAAAAUAACUCAAGCUUGUGAUUGAAAUAUUACACAAAUUUAUAAUUUAAAUAAAAUAGAAAGCAAGAUAAACGGUAUAAAAAUGCUGCCACAUAUAAGCGCUGAAGAGAACAUAUCACCCGUGGGUCGAAAAGUGUAUAUAAAUCCCAAUUUUCAUAAACAAUUCAACAGUUCAACAGCGCAGCUUCAAGGUCGACCAAAUAAUGUUGCUGAUAAUAAUGCGUUCCAGUCAUGGGAUCGUCCAGCAAUUCAUAUAAAUCCACAAUUUCUUCAGCGACAACGCGAAUUACAACUGCAGCAGCUACAACAACAGCAACAGGAACACCUGCUGCAACAGCAGCUGCUUCAGCAACAACAACAACAGCAGCAGCAACAGGAGCAACAGCUUAUUACGUAUUAUCAGCAAACUGUUGCUGCUGCUGCUGUUACUGAUAUGACGCCCCCUCCAGCGAAGAUUAUAAGCAAGGCCAGCACUUGCCUAGUGCGCAAGCAGCCAAUUAAGAAGACUGUGGUGCCCACACCAAUUGUACGCCCGCAACCACCUUUAGUUAGCAUAUCCAAGUUAAAACUAAUACGACAACCAACGACGACUAUAACAACAGCCACCGCUCCAACCGUUCCAGCUACCAAACGCACACAAUAUAAGCUUGUGCGUGCCAUUUCUUUGAACACCAAGAGCAGUACUCCACUGGUAAAGAAGCGACGCAGUCGCGACUUUGUUGCGCGCUACGCCUUAAGACGCACAAAUGAUGCAGUAACUGGCAAAAAACUGAGCUUAAAAUCCCCUAUAUUAAAGCUAAGCGUGAAUAAGAGCUUGAGCAUGGUCAGCAUACAUGGUGUUAUGUACAAAAAGACGGCGAAGAAUAAGCUAACCAAACUGGAUGCCAACAGAUUGUUGCCCAAGACAGCCAUGCCACAGCCUCAACAACAGCAGAAAGCAACCAGCUCUACAGGUCGCACAUUGUUCGUGCGCGGUACCAAGUUUGUGCUCGAUCCCUCCGGUUGUCGUUUGACUCGCGUGCCCGUCAACGCACCUCAACUGAGUGUCAAUAGAAAUCUACGUUUGCGCAUCGACAUUGGUGGCUUGACCUAUGUGUCGUCGGCCAAGACUCAGAACGUUUUCAUACGCACCACGAAUCAUGUAUCGCGUGCCCAUCUCAUGACAGCCAAGCAGCGUAGCAUGCAGCUCCUGAAUCGCUCUCUUGUCAAGACUAAUGUGCCCUGUGCCAUCUUUCAGCGACUUGGCAAAUGUGCGGCUCACAGUCGCGGCAAGUGUAGACGAUUGCAUGAUAAACGACAAGUGGCCAUCUGCUCAAGAUUCUUGCGUGGUGAGUGCAAGAAGGAGGACUGUCUGUUGUCGCACAAUGUGACGCUAGAGAAGAUGCCCGUGUGUCGUUAUUAUUUGCGUGGUGUUUGCGUGCGCGAGGAUUGUCCAUAUCUGCAUAAGAAACUCAGUCACAAGGCGGAGAUAUGCAUUGACUUUUUACGUGGCUAUUGCGCACGAGCGGCUGAUUGCAAUAUGCGUCAUGAAUUCGUAUGUCCCGAAUUUGCUCGCAAGGGCAAAUGCGAGCUGCCCAAUUGCAACUAUUGCAAACAGAUGAAGCAACAAAAGUUGACGACCGUCAAGAGCAAAGCGAUAGUUAAACCUAAACCUAAAGCAACCGUCCAAAAGAAGCCAGUUGCUAAAGAUAUGCAUAUAGAUGAGACGCCCAGCAGUUCACGGUACUUUAAAUGUGAUAGUGAUAAGUAUGAGGUGCUACCCGAGGAACAGCAGCAGCAGCCGAAUGAUUUGGAUGAUGGUGAUGAUGAGGAAACAACAUCAGGUGCCCUCGGUGGUCCACGGCAGCGAAUUAAGCUGGGAACUUUGCCGGCAUUUAUUCCACUUGGCGACAGCGAGGAGCAAACCAAAUGACUGCCUAGGACACAAAAUGUUUCAGGUACAAAUUAAAUCAUUAAGUAGGUAAUAUUUAGUUUUGCAUAAGUUUUAAUUUCUUUAGUAUUUAGGUUGAGAAAUUAGUACUUUCAAAUAAAGUUCCGCUAUAUUCAA
Molecule: messenger RNA, 2078 nt
Organism: Drosophila sulfurigaster albostrigata
Lineage: Eukaryota; Metazoa; Arthropoda; Insecta; Diptera; Drosophilidae
Gene: ZC3H3
Product: zinc finger CCCH domain-containing protein 3
Exons: 4
Coding region: 114-1943 (609 amino acids)
Cellular component (GO): nucleus
Molecular function (GO): metal ion binding
Source: RefSeq, a predicted model, not a curated record